This is a messenger RNA of Fopius arisanus, 4062 nucleotides long. It is a transcript of the gene subdued, whose product is annotated as anoctamin-4. Gene Ontology annotation, molecular function: protein dimerization activity; chloride channel activity. The transcript is spliced from 6 exons. Bases 509 to 3427 code for a protein of 972 amino acids. Gene Ontology annotation, biological process: chloride transmembrane transport. Gene Ontology annotation, cellular component: plasma membrane. NCBI's taxonomy places the organism in Eukaryota, Metazoa, Arthropoda, Insecta, Hymenoptera, Braconidae. The record is from RefSeq and is a predicted model, not a curated record.
AAUAUCCCAUGAAAUCAUAGGCAAUGUUUAUCUCAUUUUUUUUGUAAUGACCAGUUGUUCUAUCAGUUGCGAGAUUUUUUUGAAAUAUUUCCUUUGUAUUUUUCACGUUCGCCGGGAACUAGGGGACGAAUUCAUCCGCGGGGCAUUUAAAUUUCGCCGCUCAAACAAAAAUAGGUUUCAUCGAUUUCUUUUUAUUCCCCUGCACAGUAGUCAGUAAUAUAUCCACCCACCACGCGGAUUCACGACGUUGUGGUCCAUUCAACCGAUAGUAUGUGUUUAUCGGUGCUAACGAUAAAAAAAAAUGUAAAAGAUUUUUUUAAAGCCAGUGGAAAAUAAAAAUUCUCGAUUAGCCGAGUGAUUUCAGUUCUUCAAUUAGUCAGUGGUGCACAGGAGGGAAAUGUCGUGGGUGGCAGCUGAUUCUGUCCGGUGAAACUCAUCUUCAGGGAAUUUUUAUUUAUUCAAUUUCAAGGCCUUGGAAAAUUUAAACAGAAUCUCUGCAAUUGAAAAAAUGGAGGAAGAGGAGGACUAUGAUAAAUUCUUCGAGCGUAGGAGGAGAAGUGAAUCUCAACCGAGUAUUUACCGGUCGACCCAGAGUAAUUUGAAUAGUGGAUCACAACAGACCCUUUACCACAGUCUCCGUAACACAAUGUAUGAAGAUGCCAUCAGCAUGGAGACCCUGAAUGCCGAUGAUCAGGAUGAGACCUCGACCCUGACCACCGAUGAAACUCUCCUCGAAGGAAAUUAUGGCAUGAACGGAGAUGCGCACUCGGUGCCGCAUUCAAAUACUGGCAGUUUGUUUUUCAAAGAUGAAAUUCGCUCAAUUGAUUUUGUUAUCGUCUGGGACGAGCAUGACGAAGAGGCCUUGUCACUCCGUAAUAUUGAAUACCGCAAGAUAUUUGAGAGUAAUUUGGAACUGGAGGGUCUCCAUCUGGAGCAAGAACCUCCGGAGCCCAGUGGACUUCGCUUCACCAAGGUCCACGCACCUCGGGAGGUACUGCGUCGUUACGCAGAAAUCCUUAAGCUCCGUCUCGCCAUGAAAGAGCUAUCAUUUCCACCCCCAUCCCUCCAACGCAUCAACCCCAUAAUGCGAGAAGUAAACACCUGCUUUCGCAUAUUUUUCUCCCGCUUUUACGUCGAUCAAACAAUUUUUCCUACCAUGAAGCACCAAUACACAGCUGUUUACAGUAGAGACAAGGAGUACUUGUUCGAUCUCGAUGCACCGGAUUUUUUCUCAUCAGCCACGCACUCGAGAAUUGUCCAAUUUAUAUUGGAUAGGACGAAAUUUUCGGAGGUAAACGGUGAUGAUUUCGCUUUUGGAAUUGACAGACUCAUCUCCGAGCGGGCUUAUGUAGCAGCUUAUCCCCUGCACGAUGGAAAUUUGCGGAGUCCGGACUCUAUAAGAUGCCUGCUGUACACGCACUGGGCGAGCCUGAGUAAAUUCCUGAAUCACCAACCCCUGGACUACAUAAAGGAGUACUUUGGGGUGAAAAUUGGUCUGUACUUUGCCUGGUUAGGUUUCUAUACGCACAUGCUGGUGCCAGCAAGUGUUAUCGGUCUCCUGAGUUUCAUCUACGGUUGCAUAAGUCUGUCCUCGAAUCUCCCAAGCGAGGACAUCUGCCAUGGCAACAAUUCCAUCGACAUGUGCCCACUCUGCGACAAAAUCUGCGGGUACUGGAACCUGCGUGAGACCUGUCUCCACAGCAGAUUGACGUACCUCUUCGAUAAUCCCUCAACAGUUUUUUUCGCUGUAUUCAUGUCCCUGUGGGCGACGCUCUUUCUGGAGUUGUGGAAGAAGUACUCAGCAGAAAUCACUCAUAGAUGGGAUCUGACGGGUCUAGAUGCCCAGGAGGAACAUCCCAGGCCCCAAUACCUCGCAAGACUCUCUCACAUUCAGAAAAAAUCCCUCAAUGUGAUAACGAACACGCUGGAACCGACUGUUCCGUUCUGGAGCAUGAGACUGCCAGCCACUAUUCUCUCAUUUUCAGUUGUUCUCCUGCUCAUUGCUGUCGCCAUGGCUGCCGUUAUCGGUGUCAUUCUCUACAGAAUGUCUAUUCUUACGACUCUGAGUGUCUAUGGAGAAUCAGCAAUCACCAGUAAUGCCAUACUCUUCACCACUGCCACUGCUGCAUGCCUCAAUCUCUGUUGCAUUUUUCUCUUCAACUGGCUGUACGUCUGGCUCGCUGAGUACCUCACCGAGAUGGAGCUACUCAGGACUCAAACUGAAUUUGAUGACAGUCUCACACUCAAGAUUUAUCUCCUUCAGUUCGUUAAUUAUUAUGCCUCCAUUUUCUAUAUCGCCUUCUUCAAGGGAAAGUUCGUGGGACAUCCUAGUACAUAUAAUCGGUUAUUCAGGUACAGACAGGAGGAGUGCGGACCCGGUGGAUGUUUAACUGAGCUCUGUAUUCAACUGAGUAUAAUAAUGAUUGGCAAACAGGCGAUGAAUUCCUUCCUGGAGAUGAUGUUUCCACUCUUCUACAAGUGGCUGAACACUUGGAAAGUCCGCAACAAUCCCGAUCGCCAAGUAAAACACGAGGACACAACCUCCAGGAAGCUUCCCCCUUGGGUGAGAGAUUACAAGCUCGUGGAAUGGGGUCCCAGGAGUUUAUUUCCUGAAUACUUGGAGAUGGUUCUCCAGUACGGAUUCGUCACGAUAUUCGUAGCAGCAUUUCCCCUGGCACCGUUCUUUGCUCUGGUGAAUAAUGUCUUCGAGAUGAGACUGGAUGCCAAAAAACUCUUGACGAUGUACAGGAGGCCAGUGAGCCAGCGAGUCCGAGAUAUCGGCAUCUGGUACAGAAUAUUGGACUCAGUGGCAAAAUUAUCAGUUAUCACCAAUGGUUUCAUUAUCGCAUUCACAUCGAAUUUUAUUCCGAAGAUAGUCUACCAGCUAAGUGUCUCCGAGAACGGCUCGUUGGAGGGCUUCCUGGAGUAUUCGUUAUCCAAGUUCAACACUUCUGAUUUUGAAGAGGACAUGAGACCCCAGGAUGUAAGAGGAAGACACGUCGACGUCUGCAGAUAUCCAGACUUCAGGGAAGGACCUGGUGAAGAUGGCAAGUACCAGGUGACGAGCACCUACUGGAGGAUCCUAGCAGCGAGGCUCGCUUUUGUUGUUGUUUUUGAGAAUAUAGUGGCUCUUGUGAUGAUUCUAGUCCGUUGGUGCAUCCCAGAUAUGAGCCCAGAGCUCCGAGACAGAAUAAGACGUGAAACAUACAUCACCAAUGAAAUAAUUAUCCAACAAGAGGCUCUCCGGGCCUGUGGACGAGGUGUCGAUGAACCUGAGGUCGUCCGAAGGCUUUCCUACAUCAACGAAAAUGCUGACAGAUUGAAUCGAGUGCUGAGGGACUCAUCCAUGUCUAAUUUCGAUUUGGAAGUCCAUGGGAGUCCAGCUACACCAGGAACAACUCUACGAACUGGUCCAGCAGCUCUCUGAUUCAUAUUUAAACAUUCUAUUUCCAUAUUUGUAGAGUUCAGGAGAAAUUUUACAUGUUGUUUACGUCUCAACGACUGACAUUUCGAUAUCUAGUGUUAGAGACAGACAAUUCAAUAGUAAAUUGGUAAACUGAGAUGCAUCCAAUUUUGUGGGUCAAUUAUUUAGUUAAUUAUCAAUUUGUCUCGAGAGCUGUGGAUUGCCGUGUGAAGACAUUAAGGCCUUUUAUGCAGCAGAUUAAAUUUCAGAAUAGUACGAAAAAUAUGUCUAUCAUGUUUUCGUUAAUAAUCGAUAUUUUUUGGAUUCAUCAAUAUUUAAGAAAUUGGAAAAUUCGAUUGAUUUCGUUUUACCAGUGUCCUAUUGAAUUCUAAGGUGUUCAGAGCUUUGAAAGCUCGUUAGUCAGAACAAUUGAUAUUUUAUAAUCUUUGGAGUACUUAUUUGCACAAAUAUUUAUAUAUUAUCCACAAACUACGGAUAAUUAUUGAUAACACAUAUACGACAAUGGAUGAACGAAUUUGAAUCUCUACCUCUGAAAAAUGGAUCUGAAUAUAUUUUUAAUGUGCAAUAACUUAUAUUUUAUUGAAGAAUAAAGACUUAUUUAUGGGUAUUGUGGUGAAUUUUCUAAAUAAAUUAAUUAU